Messenger RNA from Sorex araneus (European shrew), 1342 nucleotides. RefSeq names its product trafficking protein particle complex subunit 3 (gene TRAPPC3). NCBI's taxonomy places the organism in Eukaryota, Metazoa, Chordata, Mammalia, Eulipotyphla, Soricidae. The record is from RefSeq and is a predicted model, not a curated record. Gene Ontology annotation, cellular component: cytosol; TRAPP complex; cis-Golgi network membrane. Gene Ontology annotation, biological process: endoplasmic reticulum to Golgi vesicle-mediated transport; intra-Golgi vesicle-mediated transport. Bases 117 to 659 code for a protein of 180 amino acids. The transcript has 5 exons.
CGCGGUGAGUCCGUGCCGGUCAAUCCCUCAAGCCGAGGGGCCGCCACUGGGACUGUAGGUGUCGGAAGGGGUCGCCGAGUGGGCCUGCGGCGAGGCGGGGCGGGGCGGCGGUCAUCAUGUCGAGGCAGGCGAACCGUGGCACCGAAAGCAAGAAAAUGAGCUCUGAGCUGUUCACCUUGACCUACGGGGCUCUGGUCACCCAGCUGUGCAAGGACUAUGAGAACGAUGAAGACGUGAAUAAACAACUGGACAAAAUGGGCUACAACAUCGGAGUCCGACUGAUUGAAGAUUUCUUGGCACGGUCGAAUGUUGGGAGGUGCCACGACUUUCGGGAAACGGCAGAUGUCAUCGCCAAGGUGGCCUUCAAGAUGUACUUGGGCAUCACUCCAAGUAUCACUAACUGGAGUCCAGCCGGUGACGAAUUCUCCCUCAUUUUGGAAAAUAACCCGUUGGUGGACUUUGUGGAGCUUCCUGAUAAUCACUCCUCUCUUAUUUACUCCAACCUCUUGUGUGGGGUGUUGCGGGGAGCCCUGGAGAUGGUCCAGAUGGCUGUGGAGGCCAAGUUUGUCCAGGACACCCUGAAAGGAGACGGUGUGACAGAAAUCCGGAUGAGGUUCAUCAGGCGGAUUGAGGACAAUCUCCCAGCUGGAGAGGAGUGACCGUGCCCAGGCUGCGGGUAGCCAGCAGGAGUGCUUGCCGGAGCCGGAAAGCCUCGAUGCCGCCUGUGCUCCAGACUCAGUGACUCUUAACUCGGAUGUUAUAUAUUCUUCAACCCUCGUCUCCAUUCUCAUGCUAAUAAAGAGCAGACUGUGAUAAAAUCCCUUGACCCUGCCCCCACCUCCCUCCGUGUACAGAUUGAGGAGGGAAGUCUUUGCUCCCUUUCCCUCCAGAGGGGCUGGUUGUAUCCGUCUCAGAUGGACUAGAAAGAGCUCAAACCAUUUUACAUUGCUGUUUUAACUCAUCCAGAGGCAAACCCAGUGCAUCUGGUACUGGAACUUCAGGAAGCAUUGGAGGGGCCAGGGCUGUGGUUCAGUUGGAGAGCACCUGCUUUGUGUAUUUGAGGUCAAACAAGGAAAAAUAAAGCCAUUGAUGAAUGGUGGUAGGAAUCCAGGCUUGCGGGCCAGGGGAGAGCCUGGGAGGGCGGGGCGGGAGUUGCUAGCUGCAGUAUGACACAUUCUCGCCAGCAAAGAGAAGCCAGCCGUGCGGGAAACACCGACUUCUGGGAAGCCGCCCAGGGCCCAUUCCUCCCUGCUGUUUGGAGGCGACAUCUCCUCUUUUUACAGAGGGUCCAUCCUUUUUCUUACAAAUUAUUCAAUAAAGACAUUCUUGAGUGAAAUCCCAA